This is a messenger RNA of Botrytis fragariae, 309 nucleotides long. RefSeq lists its product as uncharacterized. The record is from RefSeq and is a predicted model, not a curated record. Bases 1 to 309 code for a protein of 102 amino acids. Lineage: Eukaryota; Fungi; Ascomycota; Leotiomycetes; Helotiales; Sclerotiniaceae. The transcript is spliced from 3 exons.
AUGACUGGCCGUCUGAUAUUCGUACUUGAUGUCGUCGAACAAAUGAUAAUAUUUGUUAGUGUUCAUCACGCCGUAAGGCUACGGUACCGACGACCAUUUUGCGCACGGAUGUAUUCCGUCUUCACUAGCCCGAGACUAGUUCCCUGGCGAGCCGAAUCAGGACCUGCAUCUCGAAUUCCCAAUGCUUUCCGCGUCUAUGAGCCGGCAGUGGCUCAAGACUCCUUUGAUUUUCAACACCUUGUAGUCUUCUCGGAACUUGUUAUGAUUUCCAUGGCACUCAGAUACAGUUCUUGUGAGUAUCACGGGUGA